AUACCCUAUAUUUCAACUGCCUACCUCAAUUCAGGACAUGAAGCCACAAAUCCAGGGCUUGACCCAUCUUCUCCAAUAAUGUCGGAUACGAUAACUCUGGAUCGCACCAGCCCCGUCGAGACAUCCGAGAAUGAGGGGGACGGAAAGGAGGAUUCCAACUGGGUAUAUGGUUCAACCUAA
Messenger RNA from Acaulospora colombiana, 180 nucleotides. Lineage: Eukaryota; Fungi; Glomeromycota; Glomeromycetes; Diversisporales; Acaulosporaceae. The record is from the annotation of a GenBank genome assembly.